Molecule: messenger RNA, 504 nt
Organism: Puccinia graminis f. sp. tritici CRL 75-36-700-3
Lineage: Eukaryota; Fungi; Basidiomycota; Pucciniomycetes; Pucciniales; Pucciniaceae
Exons: 2
Coding region: 1-405 (134 amino acids)
Source: RefSeq, a predicted model, not a curated record
AUGGGAAGGAUUGCUCAGUUACAAGGACUUGUCCGAUUUGUCAUUUAUCGAGAAGCAAAUGAAUGGAAGCGUUCGAUCACCUUAUCGACACACGAGCCGCCGCCGCCGCCGACACCGAACGCGAGCUCGGACGGACCUGAAAUCGUCCGUCCGGUCGAAGAAGAAGAAGAAGAAGACGAGCCCAUGCGACUGCGGGACCAGCUCUGUUAUGCGUGUCUGGUCACCUUCAACGACCAUCAAUACAUCGCCCAUUCCUCGCAAUCUGGCCAUGAUUGGGUCCAGUUGCCCGGCUUCUAUCAGCCGCUUACUCAGCUUCCUGUCGCCCCCGCUGCUACCUCACCUCGUCCCUCUCUGUCUGCAAAUCAUCUCCAGGCCGUACUCGAUCAGUUCCUCAUCUCCGAUUGAUCUCCCCCCUCCCGGCUUCUUUGCUUACUAAUAUCAACUUGCCUCGAUCCUUUUUCCGUCCUUUCUGAGCUGACUAGGUCCUCUCUUUGCCAUCUUUUC